Molecule: messenger RNA, 345 nt
Organism: Hymenoscyphus albidus
Lineage: Eukaryota; Fungi; Ascomycota; Leotiomycetes; Helotiales; Helotiaceae
Source: the annotation of a GenBank genome assembly
AUGGACCGUGCAAAUGGGGCUCUUCACGGGUUGUACCAUGAGAUUAGGGCUUCACUGAUUAGUGGUCACGCAGGCCACCGGGUUCCUGAAGUGGCCGCGGUGACUUACGGUAAGGCCCACUUUGCCAUGUGGUGUGAGACAGGGUAAACGAGACAAAAAUAGGGUUGUCGUCCACCGGCUCCAUAAUUGCAAGCAUCCGGGCAGCUGACGACGACUUGACUGGGUCUACUCGAGUAUGUAUCCCAGUAUGUUGACGACGACAAACCUCCAAUGCGAAUGACCAAUAUCGAAAAGGGAGCAGGCGGCGAGACUCUGGCUUUGAUGCGGGAUGAAAAGGAGAUAUGA